ACGCCUCUUCCUCUAAUUAGCAAGCUUGGACCUCGAUCCGUACAAACAAAACUAACGCUUUCCCAGAGAGCGGCACGGACUCUAACAGCGGCACGACGACGGUUGGUGGUGGCCAGCUCGCUGCGCAGCCAUGCAGGCGCAGUCUCGCCUCGCCGUGAACUCGGUCUCGUCGGACGAGCACGAGGCGGUGAUCAGGGAGCUGACGCGCGGGCACGAGCUGACGGCGCAGCUGCAGGAGGCCGCCAUGCGCGCGCUGCGCGGGCAGGGCCAGCCCGAGGCCACCGCCGCGUUCAUCCUGCGUGAGGUGUCCCGCGCCUUCACCGUCUGCCUCUCCAUCAUGAGCUCGCCCUCCCGCGCGCCGCCCGCACCACCCCUGCAGCCGGAAAUGCCGGGGUCGAGCGUGGCGCCUGCCGUGGCCCCGAGGCGGAACAGAGACGACAGCAUCCCAAGAAAGACAGCGGUGACAUCCACGCCGCACUUCGACGGCUACCAGUGGAGGAAGUACGGCCAGAAGAGGAUCACCAAUACAAGUUUUCCAAGGUGCUACUACAAGUGCAGCUACCACCGCGGGCGCAACUGCCCGGCCACCAAGCAGGUGCAGCAGCGCAGCAACGGCGACCCGCCGCAGUACGUCGUCAUCUACGUCAACGAGCACACGUGUGACACGCCGAUCCUGGAGCCCGAGGCUGCGGCUACGGCCACGGCCGGCGCGACGAACCCGCUACUGGACGAACGCGGCGCCAAGGAGGAGCACGAGCGCAUGGUGCUCGUCUCGACGCUCGCGUGCGUGCUUGGGGGCCAGUCUCCGGCAGGCAGCGGCAGCGACGUCGCCGUCUUGCAGGAGCCGCAGGGACGCACGGGCGACGCGUCUGCGUCCGCACCCUCUGUUUCGGUCGCUGAUGCACCUGGGCCGUCGCGGCCUGACGUGGACGCGGGGCUGGACGUCAUGGACUACGAGGUGACGGGCGCGCUGUGUUUCCGCGAUUCCUACGGGCUAUCUGACGACGGUUUGCCGUUUUGAGGGCGAAACGCACCUGUGCUUCGUCGGUCGAGACUCGAGAGUGCGAAUCAGGCGAGAAGGUUCAACCAAUAUUUGUGUUCGUGGUCCACACGAUGACUGCUAUGGAGAGAGAGAGAGAGAGAGAGAGAGAGAGAGAGAGAGAGAGAGAGAGAGAGAGAGAGAGAGAGAGAGAGAGAGAGAGCAGGCUGGCGCGGUUAGUUUUGCACGUGCUUUUGUGUUAAUCAGCAUGUACUCGAACCUUGUGAAUUUUGUUGAGAUUGAUUAUUCUACAACAAUUUAUUUUUCCUUUUCAA
This is a messenger RNA of Phragmites australis (common reed), 1314 nucleotides long. Its product is annotated as transcription factor WRKY19-like. Lineage: Eukaryota; Viridiplantae; Streptophyta; Magnoliopsida; Poales; Poaceae. Gene Ontology annotation, biological process: regulation of DNA-templated transcription. Gene Ontology annotation, molecular function: DNA-binding transcription factor activity; sequence-specific DNA binding. The coding region runs from base 131 to 1021 and encodes 296 amino acids. The record is from RefSeq and is a predicted model, not a curated record. The transcript is spliced from 3 exons.